UCAGUCAGCAAGCAGCUGCUUUGUUUCUCAGCUAAACUAUUAAACAAAAUGGAUAACACAUGCCCUGUUACAGACCUCUAGCCUGCACAAUUAAUACUCGAUUCAAAGAAAGAGCCUUAGCAAUUAGAAAGGGUAAAUCACCAGACAGCAGAAAACUGCCACUUCGCCAAGCAGGAUGAACUAGACUGGAUAACAUUUGUAAAUGUUAAAGCUAAGUACAGCCCCCUGCUCCAGGAUAUUACCUCUUACCCUGGGGACAGAAUGCUGGCAAAGCAUUUUUUACCCCAUGGAAAGCACUUUUAAGACUGUCAAUCUUGGAAAACUUAUUCAUUGCAGCAACCUGGAUGUAAUUCAUAACUUUACUUUGGUUUAACACACGCAUAAGAACUUCUGGUUUUAGCACACAGCCACAGAAGAACUUGGAAUCUGCUAAAACGUCAGAAAGAAAGUAUUCUCCACAGUCAACACACGAGCAGACCUCCAUCAGCUCAGUGAAGCCAAGUACAUUGCUCUGUGAGAAAAUGAAGACUUUGCAGGCUGCUUUUUUCCUGGUUGCGUUUGUACCUUUGGUGAAGCCAGCACCAACAAUACAGCAAGAUUCAUCCGAGUUGAAUAAGUAUGAUACAGAUAUUGCCAUGGGAAGCCUGAUCCAACAGGAUUAUGAAAUGCUGUCCAAGGAUAUAAUAAAGGAUGGAACAAAUGUUUCUCUUGACACCGGCCUGAGACUGCAAGGAGAUGACAGUGAACUGAGUGCCAGACCCACUAAGGAUACAAAUUUGCCUACCUGCCUGCUCUGCGUGUGUUUAAGCGGCUCGGUGUACUGUGAGGAAAUAGAUAUUGAAGCUGUCCCCCCACUGCCAAAGGAAACUGCCUAUCUUUAUGCACGAUUUAAUAAAAUAAAGAGGAUAGCUGUCUCAGAUUUCGCUGACAUUACUACUUUGAGAAGAAUUGAUUUCAGUGGGAAUAUGAUAGAAGAAAUAGAAGAUGGAGCCUUUUCAAAGCUUUUGUUAUUGGAAGAACUUUCUCUUGCUGAAAACCGACUUGUGAAACUUCCAGUUCUACCUCCCAAGCUAACAACAUUUAACGCGAACCAAAACAGAAUCAAGAGCAGAGGAAUCAAAAACAAUGCUUUCAAGAAACUGACAAAUUUGGCCUACCUCUACUUAGGACAUAAUGCACUGGAAUCUGUUCCCCUUAACCUACCAGAAAGUCUUCGCAUUCUGCACCUUCAGCACAACAACAUUACUACCAUCAAUGAUGACACUUUCUGCAAGUCCAAUAACACACGGUACAUCCGCACACGUAUGGAUGAGAUAAGGAUGGAAGGAAAUCCAAUCCUCCUGGCAAAGCACGUCAAUGCUUUCUCCUGCUUGAGAACACUGCCCGUAGGAACAUACUACUAGCUACUGCUUACGUAACUACAUGUGCCAAAACUCACAGUAACAAAAGACCAUUCUUAUUACUGUUUACAUGUUUAUAUCUUCUCCAUGCUAAAGCAAUUUUCCCUGUUGAAAUGAGGUUCUCCUCUGAAAUAACUCUUUCAAAGCAGUCAUUCUAUUUAGGAGUUACAAUACCCCCCAAAUUUCCAGACUCUUCUGUUAAUCCAAGUGUAAAAAUACAGAAGUACACAUACAUAUAUUUCCACCUUGCAAUUCAGCAGUUACUCAUUACAUGCAGCUAAAACCCUGCAACUGCUACUUCACAUUCUUCACCACUUCCCAGAAAAAUCAAGAUAUUUUACUUUGAUAAACCAAACCAUUUCUUGAGAAGCUAAAUUUUUACUCCAGUCAAAUUUGUUUGGUCCUGGAAUGAAACAAUUUCAGUUAAAACUUCAAAAUUGCAUGGAAAAAAAAAAA
Molecule: messenger RNA, 1856 nt
Organism: Meleagris gallopavo (turkey)
Lineage: Eukaryota; Metazoa; Chordata; Aves; Galliformes; Phasianidae
Gene: OGN
Product: osteoglycin
Biological process (GO): articular cartilage development; bone development
Cellular component (GO): extracellular matrix
Molecular function (GO): protein binding
Source: RefSeq, a predicted model, not a curated record